Messenger RNA from Drosophila rhopaloa, 927 nucleotides. RefSeq names its product probable H/ACA ribonucleoprotein complex subunit 1 (gene Gar1). Gene Ontology annotation, cellular component: box H/ACA snoRNP complex. The transcript has 3 exons. Gene Ontology annotation, molecular function: box H/ACA snoRNA binding. NCBI's taxonomy places the organism in Eukaryota, Metazoa, Arthropoda, Insecta, Diptera, Drosophilidae. Gene Ontology annotation, biological process: ribosome biogenesis; snoRNA guided rRNA pseudouridine synthesis. The record is from RefSeq and is a predicted model, not a curated record. Bases 71 to 760 code for a protein of 229 amino acids.
CCUUCUCUAAUUAUUGUGGUUCAUAGAAACGCGCACGUGUUUUUGUGUCCAAUAUUUAUAAUAUUUAAAAAUGGGAUUCGGUAAACCUCGUGGCGGCGGAGGCGGCGGUGGCGGAAGAGGAUUUCGUGGAGGCGGUGGCGGCGGAGGAGGAGGUGGUAACUUCAGAUCCAACGGCGGCGGAUUUAACAGAGGAGGAGGUCGUGGUGGUGGCCGAGGAGCCUUUGAUAAUGGACCUCCAGAGAGAGUUAUUGCUCUAGGAAGCUAUGUUUAUUCGUGCCAGAAUGACCUUGUGUGCAAAGUUGGGAUUCAGGACGUCCCAUACUUUAAUGCGCCAAUUUUCCUCGAAAACAAGGAACAAGUAGGCAAAAUUGACGAAAUCUUUGGAACAGUUCGUGAUUACAGCGUGUCCAUUAAACUGUCAGAUAAUGUCUAUGCAAACAGUUUCAAACCGAAUCAGACAUUGUAUAUUGACCCUGGAAAGCUAUUACCAAUCGCCAGAUUUCUACCCAAACCUCCACAGCCGAAAGGAGCGAAAAAAGCCUUCACAAAUAAUCGCGGUGGAGGCGGUGGCGGCGGUGGUUUUGGAAACAGAGGAGGUUCCCGCGGAGGAGGUGGUCGAGGUGGCGGAGGAUUCGGUGGAGGACGAGGUGGUGGCGGUUUCAGAGGAGGAAACCGUGGAGGUGGCGGCGGCGGCGGCGGAGGAUUCAACAGAGGCAGAGGAGGAGGAGGUGGAGGUGGUGGUGGUCGUGGUCGCUGGUAGUUUUCAAUAUUUGACCCACAUUAAAACAUUUAAAGAAGUGUACAAUACUACUUUUGUACAUGUCCAAAUAGUUUAUAAGGAAAGAGUUAUUUGGGUAUUACUAGCUGACCAACAAAUCGAACUUUGUACCUCAAAUGCUUCUAAAAUAAAAAUCUUAAAAAUUGAAA